Messenger RNA from Mycetomoellerius zeteki, 2839 nucleotides. It is a transcript of the gene mal, whose product is annotated as molybdenum cofactor sulfurase. The record is from RefSeq and is a predicted model, not a curated record. NCBI's taxonomy places the organism in Eukaryota, Metazoa, Arthropoda, Insecta, Hymenoptera, Formicidae. The transcript is spliced from 7 exons. Bases 342 to 2819 code for a protein of 825 amino acids. Gene Ontology annotation, biological process: Mo-molybdopterin cofactor biosynthetic process. Gene Ontology annotation, molecular function: molybdenum ion binding; molybdenum cofactor sulfurtransferase activity; pyridoxal phosphate binding.
GGUAAAUUAAAUUGAGAUUAAAGUUAAUCCUAUAUUGGUGAAAUUGGGCCUUUUUAUCUUCGUUAAUUACUCCGUUACAAUAUAACAUGCGAGCUACAAUGGCGCGCCGCGCGAGUGGUCGCGCGUGUCCACGCCGUCCACGGUUACUUCCGUCCAAUCUCUCUUAUUACGUCAUUAAAACUUGGUUGUGACGGUGUAUAGUUACUGUAGUUGAAACUUACAAACCGGUUGAGCAAUAGCUUGCGUGUCUCUGAUCUUCGCCGCGUCGAUAGUGGAAGUGGAACUCUUGGAGUUCAGUGUGCACUACAAGUUCCUAAGAUUUGAUACGCAAAUCGAUAGACAUGAUGGACACUAUAGUGGAGUUUACACCAGUUUACGAUGAUGCCACCGUGCGAUCGCUCGCGAACGAAUUCUCGAGGCUUAAAGGCGAGUGCUACGUGGAUCACGCGGGCGCAACUCUAUAUUCGGAUACGCAGAUUAGGAACGUUGGUGCCGAUUUGCAUGGCUCUCUCUAUGCAAAUCCACAUUCCAUUGGGAGUUCGUUGACGCAGGACAUUAUCGAACGUACGAGAUAUCGAGUUUUGAGCCAUUUCAACACCAAUCCUGAUGAGUACAGCGUCAUCUUCACCUCGGGUGCCACAGCGAGUCUAAAGAUAAUCGCGGAAGGAUUUCGUUUUAUAACGAAUGAAAACAAGAUAGCAACGUCCCCGCAUUCGGGAAGUUUUGUUUACGUACAGGACAAUCACACUUCGGUUCUCGGAAUGCGGGAUGUAGUCGCGGCUAGAGGAGCCGACGUCAUUUGCCUAGGUCACGAUCAGGCGUUUCAAGUUCUCAGUCAACAUUCAACUACUACUCAUGAUUUCAACGAGAGACGGAACAGCAAUUCUCUUUUCGUGUAUUCUGCACAAUGCAAUUUUUCUGGAUUGAAGUAUCCCCUAAAAUGGAUCAAUGAUGCGCAUGCUGGAGCGCUUUCUGUUUUUGCUAAAAAACCAUCGACCAGAUGGUACGUUCUACUCGACGCAGCUAGCUUCGUGGCAACGAAUAAAUUGGAUUUGUCUAUUUACAAACCAGACUUUGUAUGUCUAUCGUUUUAUAAAAUGUUCGGCUAUCCCACCGGUAUCGGCGUUCUGCUGGUUAAAAACAAAAACUCAGAUGUUCUAGAUAAAAUAUAUUACGGUGGCGGUUCUGUGGACAUCGCUCUGAGUUCUGAAAGAUUUCACAGAAAACGUCAAAUAUUGUAUCAAAGGUUUGAAGAUGGAACUGUACCGUUUCUAUCUAUCGCAUCGUUACAAUAUGGUUUCGAAAUACUUUCGAAGCUAACUAUGGAUCAAAUAUCAAAACACGUGUUUUCUCUCGCCAAAACUCUGCAUCACUCCCUGUUAACAUUACAUCAUUGUAACGACAAACCAGUCGUGAAACUGUACUCUGAUUCUGAUUAUGAGGAUCGCAGAUCGCAAGGCGGCAUUGUUACAUUUAAUGUUAUGCGUUCCAAUGGCGAAUAUGUAGGAUACAUGGAAGUUUUGAAUAUGGCAGCAAUAUUUAAGAUACAUCUAAGGACAGGCUGCUUUUGUAAUCCCGGUGCAUGUCAGAGACAUUUAUCUCUUUCGACUAAAGAUAUUCUUCAAAAUUAUGAGACGGGAUAUACGUGCAGUGGUACCGCAGAUUUGAUAAAUGGGAAACCGACUGGAGCAGUGAGAAUUUCCUUCGGAUAUAUGUCUACAAUAAAAGAUGUUCAGACAAUCUUACUCAUGAUCACCAAAUGUUUCAUCGACAAACCAUGUAUCAGAAAAUUUCCGGAAUGGUGGAAAGACCAUAAGAUGGGAAUUUUUAAAAAUCAUAAGAAUUUUUAUAAUUCUAAUAUAGAUUAUUCUGUUUCACGUAUUAUAAAAAACGAAAAAAAUGUAAAUAAUUUCCAGAACAAUUUCCAUAAUGAAAAUAAAAAUCUUGAUCAUAUUAGAAAUUCUAUAAAUUUUAACAAAAUAAAUACACAAAUAAACAAAUAUAUCUUACAACGGUUAUUUAUAUAUCCUAUCAAAUCAUGUGGAGCAUACGAAAUUACAGAUUCGUGGAAUUUAAAUUCAAAGGGUCUAGAAUAUGACAGAGAGUGGAUGAUAAUGACAUCUUCUGGAACUUGCUUGACGCAAAAACAUUAUACGAAUCUAUGUUUGCUGAAGCCGGUUAUUGUUAAAAAACAAAAAAUUAUGAGACUUACAUAUCCAGGGAUGCCAAUGAUUGAAAUUUCUUUAGAAAAUACUUAUGAAAAGUCAAUAAAACAUCCUAUAUGUCAAAGCAGAAUAUGUGAAAGCAGAGUAGAAGGUAUAGAUUGCGGAUCAGAAGUUUCUGAAUGGUUGAGUUUAGCACUUGGAAAACCAAAUCUUAGACUAGUACGACAAAGUCACGGAAGACAAAAGAAAGGACUAGAUAAGACAGAGUUAUCAUUUUCUAGCCAGGCACAGUACUUAGCAAUAAACGAAGCAAGUGUGUCAUGGCUCAUUGAUAAGAUAUCUCAUGACUUAGAUUUUAAAGAAGAUACAGCUAUGCAUCGGUUUAGAGGAAACAUUAUUGUGGAAGGCUGCGAAGCUUUUGAUGAAAUAAAAUGGGAACAUAUUCGCAUUGGAAAUAAUAACUUUAAAGUAAACGGUCCUUGCACAAGAUGUCAAAUGAUAUGCAUUGAUCAAACAACUGGUAAAAAGACUAUCGAACCACUGAGAACAUUAGCAGAAAAGUUCCAUGGGAAGCUAAAAUUUGGAAUCUACUUAACUAGAUUGGAGAAUACGCAGAGUAUGCUUAAGAUUGGUGAUCACAUUUACUGUUCCUAAUAAUUUUUAAAUGAUUAUCU